AUGACACUCGCGUCGGGGUCGAUAGAAUGGGAUAGAUCGCGCCGCGCCACUAUACACACGCCACGGGCGAGUGGCAACCCUGCCGAGGGGGUGGAGGCAUCAACCGGGCCGCUAAUGCUGGCCGCGCAGCGCCGCGGCGGCUCUUUGUCGGCGUCCUUUGACGCGCGGACACCGCCUGCGCUUUGGACAAUAAACCGUCGCGAUUGUCGCACCACCUCACCCGCCCUCCGAUCGCUGCUAGGGUUGUCAAUCACCCAGUCACAUAUAAAAUUG
Molecule: messenger RNA, 273 nt
Organism: Iphiclides podalirius (scarce swallowtail)
Lineage: Eukaryota; Metazoa; Arthropoda; Insecta; Lepidoptera; Papilionidae
Source: the annotation of a GenBank genome assembly